UUUUAUGGGGAUCUGUUAUUUAUAGUGCCUUUCAUUGGAGUGUCUCAGACUUGAAGGAGGUCCUUUCCCUCCCCUGAGAAAUAUCUGCUGGAGCAGAAAGCAUUUUAGCUACAUUUCUGUGUUCCUUAGCUCCAGCCCUCAACAUGGCCGUGGGAUGUGCAGCUUCAGGGACUCCGGGAUAAGUUAAACCGUUCAGCUGCUUGCAGUUUCCAGUACGGCAUUCCUGUGGUGAAAUGCACAUAAGCAGCUAGGGCAGACUUAAAGACUGCCUUCAGAAACAUAUGUUAGAUGCUGUGCUGUAGCAGUAGUCAUUGUGCUGAACAAAUUGGAAUGGUUUUAAGUCAGCUGAAAAUAAGCUCACACUCCAGUCUAUCAGCCGCCUGUUCUGAUCAUAACUCGACCAGGUACUCCCUCCCUUACUAUGCUGGGAAAUGCACAGGAAAAUUUUAAUGGGCGUUUGGAAACAUUUGUUGUUGUUGUUGUUGUUUCUGUAGAUUAAAAAAUCUUGAGAAAGUUUUCAAAAGGCAUUCUCUUUACAAAAACAUUCUCAUACGUGCCUGUGCACACAGUGAGAACAGUCAGAUGCAGGCAGCUUGUUAUCAUGAAUCUGUCUUUUAUUGUAUAUAUAUCAAGUCUAGAAAACAGGAUUUUUUGGAAGACAUCUUUUGGACAUUUUCAUAAUCAAAUGGAAUUACCUACAAGACCUUUCUCUGAGUGUUGCCAAACUGCUGCCCUAAGUGGGUACUGGUUUUUGAAAGAGAAAGCCCCAGAGGGACCUUUGCAGAAAGCUGUGUAGAGAUGGGGAAAAGAGCAUCACACCCUGAAAUUUGACAUAUGCAAAGGAGAGAAAGGCUCAGCUCAGAAUCACACAACAGAAGGUCACAAAUUCAGCGACUUCUAAGGAAAUGUCAUUAUUGGAAGAGGAUCACUAGAAUUUCUACAACUAAAGAUAUCUCUUACAAACCUGAAAGGAAACUUGGCGCAGUACAUGAAGAAGCAGCAGGCUCCUACUUUUUCUGUGAUACACAGAAGUAAAUGAUAUUGAGGACUGGAUUUUAAAAAGUUCUUCUCUUCCUUUCUGGACAGAUUUGAACAUUCCAAAUGCAGAAAUGAUUUGGCAACUGACAUCUUACUGGGCAUCCCUGGUCACAUCUCUGAUUUUUGUUCUGCUCCUGCAGCCACCACUGACACAGCUUUCCAUCAUCGCACAGCCAAACCUUGUCCUGUUGAUGGCUGAUGACCUUGGCAUAGGGGAUGUAAGUUGCUAUGGGAAUGACACUAUCAGGACACCAAACAUUGACCGCCUGGCAAAGGAAGGAGUGAAAUUGACCCAACACAUAGCUGCAGCUCCACUUUGCACACCCAGCAGAGCAGCUUUCCUCACUGGCAGAUAUCCUUUCCGAUCAGGAAUGGAUGCUGUGAACAAUUACCGUGUUAUUUUUUGGAAUGGCGGCUCAGGAGGGCUUCCUUCAAAUGAAACCACUUUUGCCAAAAUACUGCAGCAGCAAGGCUACAGCACAGGACUGAUAGGGAAGUGGCAUCAAGGUGUUAACUGUGAAUCCCGCAACGACCAUUGUCAUCACCCUUUAAACCAUGGGUUUGACUAUUUUUAUGGGAUGCCUUUUACGCUAAUAAGUGACUGUCAACCAACAGAAACACCAGAGAUGGACAGGGCCUUUAGAAGAAAACUCUGGCUUUCCACUCAGAUGAUUGCCCUUGUUACACUCACCGCUGCCCUGGGAAGACUGACUGGCUUGAUUUCAGUCCACUGGAAAACUCUGACUUGCCUUGCUGUGUUUAGUCUCUUGUUCUUUGUGUCCUGGUUCUCAAGUUAUGGGUUUGUACGAUACUGGAACUGCAUUAUGAUGAGAAAUCAUGAAGUUACUGAGCAGCCAAUGGUGACAGACAGGACUACAUUCCUUAUCUUGAGAGAGUCCAUUUCAUUUAUUGAAAGAAAUAAACACAAGCCAUUCCUGCUCUUUCUUUCCUUUUUACACUCUCACACCCCUCUUAUCACCACAGAGAGGUUUCUUGGGAGGAGCAGCCAUGGUUUGUAUGGAGACAAUGUAGAGGAGAUGGACUGGAUGGUGGGCCAAGUUCUAGAUGCUGUUGACAAAGAAGGCUUGAAAAAUACUACACUAGUUUACUUUACCUCUGAUCAUGGUGGAUGGCUGGAAAGACAAGAAGACAAAAGGCAGCUGGGUGGCUGGAAUGGAAUAUACAAAGGUGGAAAAGGCAUGGGAGGCUGGGAAGGAGGAAUCCGUGUCCCAGGGAUAUUUAGAUGGCCAGGAGUGUUACCCUCAGGCACAGUUAUCAAUGAACCUACAAGUCUUAUGGACAUUUAUCCUACAGUAGUUCAUCUGGCAGGAGGGGUACUACCCCAGGACAGGGUAAUUGAUGGCCGGAAUCUGAUGCCUUUACUGCGAGGAACAGUUGAGCACUCAGAGCACGAGUUUCUGUUCCAUUACUGUGGUACUCACUUACAUGCUGUGCGGUGGCACCAGAAGGAUGGUGGAGCCAUCUGGAAGGCUCACUAUGUGACCCCUCUCUUUGACCCACCUGGGGCUGGAGCUUGUUAUGGAAAAGGAGUUUGUCCAUGUUUUGGGGAAGGCGUGACCCAUCAUGAUCCUCCAUUGUUGUUUGAUCUCUCACGAGACCCUUCUGAAGCAAAACCUCUGACAGCUGACACCGAGCCUCUCUUCAACAUUGUAAUAAAGAAGAUUGGAAGAGCCGUAGAAGAGCAUCGCAGGACACUGGCUCCAGUCCCAGAGCAGCUCUCCUUGUACAACAUUGUGUGGAAGCCAUGGCUGCAACCAUGCUGUGGGACAUUCCCAUUCUGUUGGUGUGAUAAGGAAGCUAGAUUUCUGGAUCAGGAGAAACUGCCUGGGUGAGGAAGACAGCUUGGAAACAGGACAUUCUGGGUAAGGGCUGUAUGCACUUUCUGGGAAGGAUAGGACUCCUCUGACUGGAGUCAGCCUCUUUUAAUGGAGGAAAAAAAAAGGGAAAGUAUUUUCCCUCCCCAAAGCUGUUCCACCCAGCUCCCUAAACAGCAUUGACAAAGCCAUAAUAGCUUCGAUGGCCACAGAGGUGGCACACUGAUAACCAGUUUAGUCAUUUGGCCACAGAAGUGCACAAGUUACAUUUCUGCCCACAUCUCAGUCAUAACUGGUUCCUGCUAACAGGUAGUAGGUUCAGAAAAGACCCUCUGAAAUAUGUCCAAUACUAAUUAUGAAAACAAACAAACUCUAAUUUACUAUGAAAAACAGAAAUGCAGAAUGAAGGUAUUUCCUGUUUCACAGGUUAAAUUUUUGUCCCACCAAAUAGCUAGAGUUACUUAGAACUUUGCUGCUGCUCUUUCAUUUGCUUCAGUUCUUUCUUAUUUGCAUUUAAACAGUUGUUCCUAUUAAAGUGGCUGUGCAGGCAAUGCUUUUCAUCGUAUGACACACUAUAUAUUUGUUUACAGACAACGUUACACUGCUAUAUCUAAAUAUGGAGGCAUUUGAGAAUGUAAUUUGCCCAUUUGCUUUAUUUCACACACUUUUUACUAUUUUUCUAACUAUUGUGCUAAAGCCCAUUUACCCUUGUUCAUCUCCUUUGAUAAGUGCUUGGUUUACUUUGGUAUUAUUUCCUCCCUUGUUUCCCACAAUUCAGUCACUAGGAAAUCUGAAGGUAAACAAAGCCUUACAUCUUAAAAGCAAAGUUUUAUUUUAUGCUGUAAUUUCAUGCAUUUUACAAGCUGUUAUAAUUCACCCAAGUGCUCCAUCAGUGCUAUUGAUGAGAAAGGCACUCAGUCUUAAUGUGAAAACUUCAAGAGAUUAUGUGAAUCUACCACUUCACAUGUACUGGAUUGUUGCUUAAUUUCCUCCAUUGUUAGGAGUGUGUACUUUAUUUCUCCCUUGAUUUUUUUUUGUAUUUCACUGGUUCUUCCUUGGCUAGUUUUAAAGGUCUUUUCAUCUUCAAUAUGCAGUGUUUUCUUUCUUUACCAGAAAUUACCGUAAUCAGACUGACAUUUUUCAGUUUCUCAGCCAUUUCCCAAAAUCUCGCUUCCAUUCUCAAGCUCGUUUAGCAUCUGGGAUUUUAGACCCUCUCAAUUUUUCAACUUUAAAAGUAUGUCCACAACCCUCUCCUUAAUACUGAACAAUUUCUCAGGAGGAGCAGGAGAGGUUUAUAUGGAGGCAGUGCAGCCAAGAUGGGUUGGAUGGUGAUUUUCUGUCUCUGUGUUGCAUGACAGAUUCGGGACUUGGGUCUCUAUAUAUGGCAAUAAAGACAGUGCUAAUAAGGAGGUCCCUUCACAAAAUGCUCUUUCUUGACAUUUGCAGGCUUUUUCUGCAAUUGAAAACACAGCCCCUCUAAACGCUGAUGUUUAGGCUCUGUACAAUUGGCCCAUCCAUUACAUUUGGGUGACUAGGGGGCUGAAUUUAAAGCUAGUCUUUUUGGUUAUUCAUGUAUGUUUGGGAUCCAUAUUUAGAGUGAUUAUGUCACUCAGCUGGCCAAAUAGUUUACCUUGAAGAACUAAUAAGAAAAGCCUUAUUGUAAACCCCAAGAUAAAGUUAUUAAAGUCAACAAAAUGCCAAAAUAACCAACAAAGACAUGACAAAUAACACUGGAGAAAAAAAAAACAAAUAAAUAAAUGUAUCUAAGGGUAAAACCUGCACUCUUCAAUUCUUUAAUGGGGGACAGGGGGAAAUAAAAGAACAGGUAUGUAUAAUACAAGCUAACUAAAACUGGUUAAAUCAACAGAAAUACAUACUAAAACAUUAACAUCAAAUUAGCAUGUCCAAUUGGUAAGUAUACUUAGACAUUAAUAUUCAAUCUAUAUGAAAUAAUUUGAAAACUCAAGAAAAAAUAUUCAUAAUCAGGAGAUAUUGCAGUUGCUUUAUACCACCAUAU
Molecule: messenger RNA, 4890 nt
Organism: Cuculus canorus (common cuckoo)
Lineage: Eukaryota; Metazoa; Chordata; Aves; Cuculiformes; Cuculidae
Product: arylsulfatase D
Exons: 13
Coding region: 1110-2891 (593 amino acids)
Molecular function (GO): arylsulfatase activity
Source: RefSeq, a predicted model, not a curated record